CGGCCAUUCGCCGCUUUGAUCUCAGGCAAUACCUACGCUCUAAUGGCCACCGGCUGGGUCUCACUGUUCCUGAUAUUGGCACAAUGCUUGACAGAAACAGCCGGUGUCGUCUGGUGUCGCUCCUCUUCAAAGCUUCACGCCCCGCCCCGCCGACGGACAGUCACUGCAGAGUAUGUACCUGCUCCACAUUUCCAACUGUGAUAAGGACACCUGGCACACAAUGCGACAUAUACCGUGGAUCGUGCUUGAAGCCUGAAGGAUGUACACGAUCAUCGGAGCAGAAGUCACCGUUUGUCGAGUGGUCCGGCGCUUCUUGAUCUUCAGGUCCAGUGUCGCGGCCAGCGUGCGCGCGGGAGAACACUUUAAAAGUUAUCGGAAGCUCCAACCUAACUAUAGACGCUCAGCGCCUGCCGCCUCGACACCUGAUGCCACGACGUCGCCUACGGCGUCCUUUCAAAUUGGUCAUGGUUAUAGGAGAGCACGGACAACAUAUAAUAUUCGAG
Molecule: messenger RNA, 503 nt
Organism: Stereum hirsutum FP-91666 SS1
Lineage: Eukaryota; Fungi; Basidiomycota; Agaricomycetes; Russulales; Stereaceae
Exons: 1
Source: RefSeq, a predicted model, not a curated record